This is a messenger RNA of Oncorhynchus nerka (sockeye salmon), 1833 nucleotides long. Its product is annotated as B-cell receptor CD22-like. NCBI's taxonomy places the organism in Eukaryota, Metazoa, Chordata, Actinopteri, Salmoniformes, Salmonidae. The transcript has 8 exons. The coding region runs from base 1 to 1833 and encodes 610 amino acids. The record is from RefSeq and is a predicted model, not a curated record.
AUGAGUGGGACUCUAACCCGGAAGCAUAAGAAAUCCCUCUAUGCCCUCCGACGAACCAUCAAACAAGCAAGGCGUCACAACAGGACUAAGAUUGAAUCGUUCUCCGACGCUCGUCGGAUGUGGCAGGGCCUGCAAACUAUUACAGACUACAAAGGGAAGCACAGCCGCGAGCUGCCCAGUGACACGAGCCUAGCAGACGAGCUACAUUCCAUCUAUGCUCUCUUCGAGACAAGUAACACUGAAGCAUGCAUGAGAGCAUCAGCUGUUCUGGACAACAGUGUGAUCGCGCUCUCCGUAGCCGACGUGAAUCCUCCCAGGAACACGUCAGUAUCUGUGAUUCCCUCUGGCGAAGUGUUAGAGGGCAGUUCAGUGACUCUGACCUGCAGCAGCGAUGCCAACCCAGCAGGGAUCAGCUACCGCUGGUACUCAGUGAGAGCGGGUGACACCAGAUCUACAGGCUAUGGGCCGGUCCUGAGGACCAAAAUCUGGGCGGACAAUACCCACUUCUACUGUGAAGCCAAGAAUAUGUGUGGAGCACAUCAUUCAACGAUCACUAAAGUAACCGUGUGGUAUGGUCCUAAAACCAUGUCAGUGUCAGUCACCCCAUCUGGACCCGUGUUUGAUGGUGCGAUGGUGAAUCUGACCUGCAGCAGCAAUGGCAACCCACCAGUAAGCAGCUUCACUUGGUACAGUGUGAAGGGAGACCAGGCGACACGGCUUGGGGUUGGGACGAGGCUAGAGACCAGUGUGUCUGCAGAAGUCCACCAGUUUUACUGUGAGGGCAGAAACGACCACGGAGGACAGAACUCAACGCUGAUAGAAGUGGUUGUACAGUAUCCUCCCAGAAACACGUCAGUAUCAGUGAAUUCCUCUGGUCCAGUGUUGAAGGGCAGUUCAGUGACUCUGACCUGCAUCAGUGAUGCCAACCCACCAGUGUCCAGCUAUAACUGGUACUCAGUCGACGAGAGCGAAACACGCAGUGUGAUAGGAGUUGAACAGAUGUACACAGUAGCUAAUGUCCAUGAUCCUCCCAGGAACACGUCAGUAUCUGUGAGUCCCUCUGAUUCUGUGUUAGAGGACAGUUCAGUGACUCUGACCUGCAGCAGCGAUGCCAACCCACCAGUGACCAGGUACCGCUGGUACUCAGUGAGAGAGGGGAAGGAGGACUAUGUGGCCUCUGGACAAAAACUAAUCCAGGCCACAAUGAAUGUUAUUGACGGAAGAGAAUACUACUGUAAAGCCCAAAAUCAUCAUGGAGAGGAUCAGUCAGCGACUACAAACGCAUCUAUGGAGUUUGCUCCUCAGAUCUCAUCCUCCUCUCGCUGCCUCCACUCCGGAUCUCAGGUCAGCUGUACCUGUGACAGCCACGCUAACCCCGCCCCCUUGGUGCAGUGGCGUCUGUCUGGCCGACAUGUCAAUCCUUCCACAGCCACGGCCAUCAGGGAGGAGCCUCUGGGCAGAAUUGGCCUCAGGAGCACUCUGACCAUCCGUCAAUCACAAGAAGACACGCCCACUGCACUUUGCCUCAGCUCCAACUCUCAGGGCUCUGCCAGUCUGCAGCUUUGUGUCACCUCCACAGGUUACCAGAUGCUGUCUCUGUUGGAAGAGGACUCUCUGUACGCCAGUGAAUCCACACUGACCGGACACCCGCGAGCCAACGGGGCCAAUGGGAAAGGGACCAGAGGGGUUAAUCCAGACCUCCAUGGGCCCCAACCCACAGACCCUCCUGGAGGUCUACACUACAAACCCCCACCCAUAGGCCCCCCUAACUGUGAUCACGUACCCCUCCAGCACUCCAGCCUGGAUACCACCACGACCAGGAUAGAGGGGUAG